AAUACAACCUGACAGCAUAACUGGGAGGGAGUGUACACUGGGGAACCACAGCACAGUACCUCCAGCCUGGCCGUGCAGCUAGCCACUGCAGGGAUAUAAAGCUCUUCAGGACCUGGAGAAAACUUCUGGUCUAUCCAUGGAUUCAGUUCCGGAAGUCUGGCAUACACAGAUGGAGCAAGAGGAAAACGUAGAGAAUCGACCAGAGUGCUCCAUUUGUUUCACCAGCUAUGACAACAUUUUCAAGACACCAAAAGUUCUGCAUUGUUCACACACCUUCUGUCUGGAGUGUGUAGCUAGAUUAGUGGCCUCACUACCACCAGAAAACCAACAUGACAAGAUCAUGUGCCCCUUCUGCAGGCAACCUACAGAAAUCCCACAGCAGGGUGUCCCAGGACUACAAACAAGCAAGGAAAUGCUGUCUAACCUACCUCCUCAUUUACAGCACGAAGAGACUGUUUGGAUUGAGGGGACAAAAUUAUGUUAUAAACAGGAGCCACAGUCCAAUACCAACCAAUCAAACACGUGCGUUUGCGUUGACAUUGGGUUGACUAAAAAAGAGGAGCCACCAGCGCCAACCCCACGGAGCGGACUAUAUAGAAUUUGUUGUGGGUGCAGUGACUGGAAAAGACUCUUACUAAUUGCCUUUAUGGUGGUUGUAUUGUUCUGCAUCCUUCUAUGGCCAGUUCAGUGCAUCUUGAAAACCGGAAACCUACGUUGUACCUCUGCAUCCACACCCACCAAGAUGCCUUUCUCUUCUGUACUCGUAACACAAAGCUUGUGGGCAGGACACUAAGAGGACUACACUCAUGUAAAGACUGAUAUGGGUGUGAACAAUAAUCACUGUGAUGUGUGUCUUCAAAUGCAACUUGUUCAUGUCUUUAUUCAACUAGGUUAAGAACAAGCUGAAGACUCCAUGAUCUACUUGUGAUCUACUUGGGGGGGGGGCAAGGAGGCAGUCGACAUGGUCAUAGUCGCUAGAUGCGAAUAUGUGCUGUUAGUACACAUGCCUGUGUCAAGAACAUUGGGUUGGACUGUCGAAUACCAGUCAGAAAAUGCAGUAUUACUUGAAGGCAAUGCACUGGCACAAGGCCCCAUCUGUGCCACAUGCAAAGGGUGGUUUAUCAGUGUUUAGAGAUGAAAUGGCAGGUUUUUGACCAAAUCCAUUGUUUCCGUGUAACAGUUUCUACAAUGUAUAAAAGCAAAUUAUUUAUAAAAACUAUAUUUACUUGUUCUCUAUCAAUGGACAGAUCAAAUCUUGGAGCUCAAUGAGCAAAAUUCACAAACUUUAUAAUCAGAAAAUAUUAGCCACUGAACGCUGCUUAUCAAAGUUUUUGAUGGAGGUGGUCAUGUCCUGGCAGAUGUACACAGCCAUGCCUUCCUUGUCCUACACCGAUAUAUCCAUACUUCCACAAGAAAUACACAGUGACAUGUUGCUAUAAUCUCAGAGAAGAUACAGCUGUUACAUGUGCAGGAUUCAUCUAAGAAGGCCCAGGUUUUGGCCUGCUCUGGAGGAUGGUCAACCCUUUGAUAUUUGGCUGAUGCAGAUGAUAACCACCAUCAGAGGGAAAAAAAUAAGCAGUCAGUAAGUUUACUUAGGGCCAACUCAAGCUGGAGACAUUGGCUACCUACCACUGGUGUAUGUUUAAGCACAAUAAGUAAUAAAAUGAACAGGGUAGGAGUACAAUCGCCAUGAUAGACUACCAAAUGCUUGCCAAGACUUGGGCUAUUGAGAAGUAGAUUAUUUUUCCUACCUAUUGUAAAAUGUACAAUAAAUCUGUUGGCCGGGACUAUUAAAGAUUACAGUUAUUCUACAUGCCAACAACCUUUUAUAAACAUUCAGUAAUCCUACUUAGCCUUUGCAAUUUUCUACCAUCAGUAUCCACACUAAUGCCAUGAAACUAAAUUUCCCAGAUGUCAAUGAUGGAAUUUGGAUUAGGACAUAUAUUUAGGAAAUAAAGAUUCCCGGCCUGAAGUUGGUAUAAGAGCAGGAGGGGGACGUGUCUGUUUUUAUUUGCUACAAAUAACCAUUUAACGGGUUGAGUAGAAGGAAAUCAUUAAAGAGGGGAAUUGGAUUUUUAUGCUUCUAAAAUGGCAGGUUCCAGUGCGAUCCUGAAUCAGAAAUAAUGGACCUGUAAACAAGCAUUUACGGCUAUUGAGCACAUUAAGAAAUCGACAUAAGGGAUAUGUGGUUUUAAACUAGAGGUCACAGCUCUAACAGGCUAAAAUGUGUGAGGGCAAAGCAAGAACCGGCUAUUUCAAGCAUAACCCCAAGCAUAAAGAAAGUUAUGUAUGGUCUGUCUAAAUCUGUGCUUUAAAGAAGUAGUCUGGUGCAGAAAAACAUUUUUUAAUACCCUGUUAGGGCAUUCGGAGACUGGAGUUAUGAGUGGGAGUCCCACGUUCAGGGAGUUCAUCAAACAGCUGGAGCAGAAAUCAUUUCUGGAGGAGGGAAAUGUAUGUCUGUUACAUAAACAGCCCAUAAAUAUCAAUGGGUACCAUGUAAUGCUUCAGUUACCCGGUGGUGGCGCUGCAGGAAUCCACAGUGAAUUACAGCAGAUUGCUGCAACUCAACCCCUUUAAAUGAGUUCUUACUAGCUUGUCAACAGGAUGACUGAUCACUAAAGGCCCCUUUACACUGCCCGAUGUUCAGGCAGAUUAGUACGAACGCUCAUUAGUGAUAAUUUGCAGAUGUAAAGGUGCUGCUGAUUAUCUGAUGAACGAGCAAAACGCUUGUAUAGGAUCGUUUGCCCGCAGCAGAUCGUACAAUGAUUCUGCAUGGGGACGAGCGAUGGCAUUAACCUUCACUCCUCCCCCUUCUGUGGAGGAUAUUGCUGCAUGUAAAUCAGUGGUCUCCUCCACUGACAAGCAGACGAUUGUCAGGAAGGAAUGCUUCCUUCCCAACAAUCGUGUGCCCCAUCAAGCAGUAUAAAGGGUCCUUAAGCCUUCAGGCUCCAUCUCUAGAAUCCAUCUAUGAAAAUGUAUCCACUUGACAAUGGCAAGAUAGGGCAAAGGAACAAAAACACAUCAUCUCUAAAUGAGAUGGAUCUCUCACAGUGGAUAAUAACUGGACAAUAAGGAGCAGAAAAGGAACCUCACAUUAAGGUCAUUAUUCAUUCACACCUCAUAAAAGUCUGUUUAGAUGUCCACAAGGUGGUUUGAGAUCACAUCCCCAAGGCAUGUAUUGCACCCAGUCCAAUUUUCAGCCUUAGGGAACUAAAGAUUUUUGUAUGCUAUAUAUGUUAGUGGUUUCUUAAAUUAAAAGAUUACACUAUUUCACGUUUGUAAUCUUCUUUCCUUCAUUCACAAUUAGACCUCCUGAUAUUCAAUUUAUAACCUGCUUCUAGAUUCAGAUUCUUCAUGUGGACACAUCCGUCCCAGUAAUACAUGCUGGAUGUCAGGUCCAUGCGUCCAGGAUGCUGCUUUCUUCACUAGCUCUCAUGUAUCACCACGCUUCAAUUCUGCACUGAUUUCUAUUUCUACUGCUCAAGAUAUAUCUCAUUUCACAUGUGCCAACAAACAAUUAUGCUGAGAAGUGUGUAAUUCCCCAACCCCUUCACAGUUUGCCAUGAGAGCUCUGCUUUUUCUCUACACUUGUACACAGUCCUAUAUGAUUUUCAGCCUGCAAACUGCUUUGUGUGUACUUUCUUCCCAGUUUACAAUCUGAGCUGACCUCCCCCCUUCCUGCUGCCAUCUCUAGGCAAAAGAGGAGUGGUGGACAAGGAGAGAUCACCAGAAAAUCGGAGCAGAGCUCUGUCUGACAUAUCAGUUUCAGUAGCACCAACAGCUAGGUGAAGGACUUGCACAAACUCUGCAGAAGCAAAAUUAUAGGAAUUUUUGUAACGGAAAACAUUCAGUGUUCUGCAAAAACAUUCAGGUCUCUGGAUGCAGUUUUCUCACUUUUGAAGUCACUCCUGGUUUUGGCUUCCAAAACCACAUCCAGAAAUCUGAACAUGUGGCAGUAUCCUUAGAAAGUUGCUUCCUUUUGCAUUUGGGAAGCAAAUGCAUUAAAGAAUAAAAUCAGUGCAACAGUGCCCACAUUAACCCAAUUAAUUUGUAACACAGCAUCUACUAGGCAAGUAAAAGUUUAAUUAAUUAUCUUUACUGACAGAAUUGAAGCAUUCAUGAAUACUGGGCGACUAAAGUAACCACACACAUCCUCUCUGGAUUGAAACACCCCAUUACUUCCUGGCUGUUAUACAGUUGAGUGGAGUAAACCUUGGGCUCAUUUUAAGUGGCCUCCUAUGUAUUACUUUUAUAGCACCUGUAUUUUUAUGCACUGGCUCAAGAAAAUGUGGAAAUUUUCACUUUUGAGAGCAAAUUGUGAGAAACAAGAGGCCUUAACAUGUGGCUGAAUAUAACCUACAUACUGUAUGAUGGAAGGAGUAGAGGAUAUAAAAAAUAGUUAAACUUUGAUAGACUCAGCAUUUUAUAUACACCUUAGUUAUGAAUUAUUCUGCCAUGAUCAUAGCUUUUCAGUAUUUUGUUUACAACUUUGUAUUUUUUCCAAGAAAAUGGUUUAAUAAAAUAUUUGUUCAAAAUAAUAGUUUUGAGAGUUUUUAUAUAUUAAAAUACAAAUCAAGAGUGUAUAUACCAUAGAGACAGCCAGGUGUCUGUCGUGGGGCUGCAAAUAACACAAGGAUCAUGGAGAGGAAACAAGCAAAAAAGGUCUCCUGUCCCAGGUGGUUACGGAUGUGGAGAGGUUAAAAUAGACCUGCCCCCACACUAUGCUACCCUUCUAUACAGCAGCAUAGUUUAUAACAGAUUUGCUUCAACCAGCACCAAAAAGGGGCUCAAUCAGAAUAAUGGUUGCUACAGACCUUUCAUGUAUACUCUUGGAUAGUACUGAUCACCCCCCACUAUAACAUCCUGAGGAUCUUUGGGGUUCUCCUGUUCUCCUUCAUUCGAUUAAAGGUCCUUUAACAUGGACCGAUCUUUAGGUAAAUUAUUGGGGAUGAGCAUUUGUGGAAACAGUCAUUCCCAAUAACUGCCCUGUGUAAAGGUGCUGGUGUGUCAUUUGGCAAACUGUCCUUUGUUAAUCAGGGAUCUUCUGCCCUGAAACAAUGAAUGUGUAUUGGGACAAAUCAUCACAGCAGCAACUACUCAAUCCCAUAAAGAGGAGAUUAGACCUGCAUUUACAUACAGCAGUUCUCUCUUCUGACUAUCAAAUUCUCAGGAACGUUUGAUUCACCCCGAAAUAAGGCUACUUUCACACUUGCUACAGAGUUAUCCAGGAAGCAGUUCCGUCAAUCUGCAUACAAACGGACAGCAUUUGCAGACAGAUCCGGAGAAAUUGAUCCAUUAUAUAUAUUUUUGCGCAUGCGCAGACCAGAAGGAUGAAUCCUGCAUUGCAGUAUUUUUUACUGCCAGACCUGGC
Bufo gargarizans (Asiatic toad) is the source of this 5371-nucleotide messenger RNA. It is a transcript of the gene RNF223, whose product is annotated as ring finger protein 223. Lineage: Eukaryota; Metazoa; Chordata; Amphibia; Anura; Bufonidae. Gene Ontology annotation, molecular function: ubiquitin protein ligase activity. The transcript has 2 exons. Gene Ontology annotation, biological process: protein ubiquitination. The coding region runs from base 137 to 793 and encodes 218 amino acids. The record is from RefSeq and is a predicted model, not a curated record.